Molecule: messenger RNA, 411 nt
Organism: Mesitornis unicolor (brown roatelo)
Lineage: Eukaryota; Metazoa; Chordata; Aves; Mesitornithiformes; Mesitornithidae
Gene: TMEM203
Product: transmembrane protein 203
Exons: 1
Coding region: 1-411 (136 amino acids)
Biological process (GO): intracellular calcium ion homeostasis
Cellular component (GO): endoplasmic reticulum
Source: RefSeq, a predicted model, not a curated record
AUGCUGUUCUCCCUGCGGGAGCUGGUGCAGUGGUUGGGCUUCGCCACCUUCGAGCUGUUCCUGCAGGGCCUGGCGCUGCUGGCCUUCUCCGUGCUGCUGGUGCUGAAGGUGGACGGGCAGGCCCCGGCGCUCUCCUGGUGGGUCGUCUUCGUCCCGUUCUUCGCCGCCGAUGGCCUCAGCACCUACUUCACCACCAUCGUCUCGGUGCGGUUGUUCCAAGACGGGGAGAAGCGCCUGGCCGUGCUGCGGCUCUUCUGGAUCCUCACCAUCCUCAGCCUCAAGUUCGUCUUCGAGAUGUUGCUGUGCCAGAAGCUGGUGGAGCACACCCGGGAGCUGUGGUACGGGCUCAUCAUGUCUCCUGUCUUCAUCCUCCUCCAGCUGCUCAUGAUCCGAGCCUGCCGGGUGAACUGA